UUAAUAGCCCUGGAGCCCUAUUGGAGUCCCAGGCCUCACCAGUACAUUAUAAUUCUGACCCUUACAUAUAUUUUGUUGUAUCAGAAGGCUUUUGGAAGAGUAGAUCUUAGUAAAUAAGUUUUCACAAUGCACAUAUUGUAUACUAUUUAUAAUAAUGUUCACAUGCAUGGACACAGUUGUUUUUCAACUUAUUUGAAGAAUGUACAAAUUACUUUGCUUCUUGCUUUUUAAUAAUAAUAAAUGCAUCGAUAUUGUUAUUUAUAACCUUUCCAAUAUAUCAUGAUACCACACAUAACAAAGCGAGGCUGGACACAAACCCGACCCCUCACAUGCCAAGCAAGCUUCUUAACCACUAUGCAAAAGGGCUGGGCUUGUGUGCAUUCGUGGUUAUAGAGCUUCCCAUCUCUGCCACAGGGGACAGAACCAGUAACAGCAGUGCAGAACGCAACCCUGCCCGUUACACACAUCAGUAAGCAGAUGACAGAUUGUGCAUGUAGGCUCAGGCUGCACGGACUGUCCUUUCUCAACUUGAUGAUGGACUGAAACAGGAACUCGUGACACACUUUGAGGUGAGCGCCCCUAUACAGCAGGACAGGAAAAGAAAGAAAGCCACAUCAGUUCGGUCACUUGGAAAUGGAGGUUCUUCUCAUUCUCUUAGCUACACUCCAAGCAACCUCCAGCCUCUCAUCAGACAGGGAGGUAAGUGGGUGGGAAGGAGGCUCUGUCAGUGUCCAGUGUCGCUAUGAUCUGAAGUACGGGGACCAUGUUAAGUACUGGUGUAAAGGAAAAUCAUGGGAGCUUUGUGAGGCUGUUAAGUGGAGUGAUGAUCCCAAAAGAGAUGAAGACAAAGUGUCAAUCAGAGAUGAUCAAACCAGGGGAGUAUUCACUGUGACUAUGAGAAGACUGGAGAAGACAGACAAAGGCUGGUACUGGUGUGCUAUAAAAUUAAAUGGCAACCAAACCGAUGAACAUGCUUAUGUUUACCUAAAAGUGGCUCAAGGUAAUAAAAACAUUGUCUGUCUCACUGCUGUGUUUGCAGGCACCUCCAGGCUGUCAGUGGCCAGUUAUACAAUAACCGGUUUGGAAGGAGGAUCAGUCAGUAUCUUGUGUCACUAUAAUGAUUGCUGUUGGGAUCAUGUAAAAUACUGGUGUACAGGGAAAGAAUGGGACUCCUGCAAGACAGUAAAACGGACUGAUUCACCACAGAAUGCUUCAGAUAAAACUUCAAUCACUGAAAAUAAAACCCAGGGAGUAUUUUCAGUGACUAUGAGGAGGCUGGAAAAGGGGGAUGCAGGCUGGUACUGGUGUGCUAUAGAGAGAGAAGGUCUGGAUGACAGGAUCUCUCUAUUUCUCAGAGUUUCUGAUAGACUGUCUUCUACUGUGACAUCACCUUCAACCAUGCCCUCAAAAACCACAGUCCAGCAAUGGAAGAAUAAUCAAACAGCCAGAAACACAAGCAGGUACGGUACUCUUCCAACGCAGUAA
Messenger RNA from Polyodon spathula (Mississippi paddlefish), 1485 nucleotides. RefSeq names its product CMRF35-like molecule 3. The transcript is spliced from 4 exons. Lineage: Eukaryota; Metazoa; Chordata; Actinopteri; Acipenseriformes; Polyodontidae. The coding region runs from base 634 to 1485 and encodes 283 amino acids. The record is from RefSeq and is a predicted model, not a curated record.